This is a messenger RNA of Dovyalis caffra, 198 nucleotides long. The record is from the annotation of a GenBank genome assembly. NCBI's taxonomy places the organism in Eukaryota, Viridiplantae, Streptophyta, Magnoliopsida, Malpighiales, Salicaceae.
AUGAAAGCGUUGGAGCUACGUACGCCGCUACCGCAAUACCGCCAAAACUCCUCGCCGAAGCUCCCAAUCUCCAUCUUCGUCCCAUUAAAACCAGCAAUAAUUAUUUCCGGACGUUUGAAAAUUGCCCAGAAGAAGAUAAUAAACAGGCCAAUCCAAUCCAUUUGCAGGGCAAGUGGGGUUCGGGUGGGGAGCAAGUAG